Messenger RNA from Porites lobata, 680 nucleotides. NCBI's taxonomy places the organism in Eukaryota, Metazoa, Cnidaria, Anthozoa, Scleractinia, Poritidae. The record is from the annotation of a GenBank genome assembly.
GAGGCUAAAAUGUUUUGCAAACUGAACCAGUCACGGUGAACUUUUGCAUCGGUUCAUACGUGCCUGGAAGGUGAUUACGUUUCCUUGCAUUUACAAGAUUAGAAGAAAUCGUGUGAACAUAGCCUUUUAAUAACGAGUAAAUAAGAUGUCCACUCAUUUUGUGUCUGUUUGAAAACUUAAGCGUCUUAAACGCCUCCGGACAAAGUCUGAGUUAAUCUUUUCCCUUACGAUAGGAAAAAGUCUGGAAAGAUACUAAAGACGGAAAGCGUUUCCUUCGAGCUAAUAUCGAUGGUCUGGUAACGAGAUUUAAGCUGACAGAAGAAGAUUGGGAAGUAAUGGAGAUCACCCAUUUCCCAGGUGGAGGUCGUUUGUUAGGUGGUGCCUGGACUACGAUUUUUAAACGUGGUUUACACGAAAGCAAUCCCUGGUGCAACUUGCGUCUAAAGAAUAAUCACGUUCGAAAGGAAAACUCUCGAAAGAUCAUUUCAGCAUCGUUCUUCAGAGGAUCUGGAAACUGCAAGCGCCGUGAGUGCAACAUGAAAUUCAAAAUGGUCAUUGAAGAGGAGAGGGGAAAAUACGUGAAAGUGACGUACACGGGAAAUGUCUGCCACAACCAUGAAUCAUAUCCAACGAAAAAGUGACUUCAAGAAUGACUGCAAAAGACCUGACAACGGUCUCGG